AAAAUGACCGGAAACGCAACAUUGAGGAAGGGAAGCGAAGAACCGCAGAACAAAGUUUUCUCUGUAUGAUUGUCUGGCACUUUUAAGUUUCCAACCAUGUCGGGAUCAUCAAACACCAUGGCAAUGAAGAAAGUGGUUCAACAGUUGCGCUUCGAGGCCAGCAUCAACAGAGUAAAGGUGUCUCAGGCUGCCGCAGACCUGCAGCAGUUCUGUCUCCAGAACGCCCAGCAGGACCCUCUCCUCACGGGAAUGUCCUCCAGCACGAACCCCUUCAGACCACAGAAAGUCUGCUCCUUUUUAUAGCCCACAUGAUGCCUUUCGUUUCGGACUCCAGGGUGCCUUGAUGUUCAUCAGAACCUGCACUGUGAACUUGAUUGUUACGAGUGCCAGGGAAUUUGGGGACAGCCAACUAACUUAAUUUUUUUUUAAUAACAUCUAAAUAUCUCAAGGUGCUUCUGAGACCGGUCUUCACCCAGUUAGUAGCAACUAAUACCAUAAAGUGUGUUUUCAUGUGUGCUUUCUUUCCAUAUAUUUGUGAAUAAAAUACAACAUUCCAACAA
Messenger RNA from Gadus macrocephalus (Pacific cod), 560 nucleotides. RefSeq names its product guanine nucleotide-binding protein G(I)/G(S)/G(O) subunit gamma-5. Gene Ontology annotation, cellular component: heterotrimeric G-protein complex. The transcript is spliced from 3 exons. Gene Ontology annotation, biological process: G protein-coupled receptor signaling pathway. Gene Ontology annotation, molecular function: G-protein beta-subunit binding. Bases 97 to 303 code for a protein of 68 amino acids. NCBI's taxonomy places the organism in Eukaryota, Metazoa, Chordata, Actinopteri, Gadiformes, Gadidae. The record is from RefSeq and is a predicted model, not a curated record.